Molecule: messenger RNA, 1702 nt
Organism: Odobenus rosmarus divergens (Pacific walrus)
Lineage: Eukaryota; Metazoa; Chordata; Mammalia; Carnivora; Odobenidae
Gene: TRIM72
Product: tripartite motif containing 72
Exons: 7
Coding region: 178-1611 (477 amino acids)
Molecular function (GO): zinc ion binding; protein binding
Source: RefSeq, a predicted model, not a curated record
CCGUGGUGUUCUUUCCCAGCUGUGCCUGUGGGUCCCCUGUCCUUGCUCUGAGCUUGCUGCUUGCCCUUUGCCUGUCUCCAGACACAACUCUGACACCCACCUAAGGUUAGGCCUGACCUUGAGUGGGCCUCCUGGGAGUCUCUUUUCGCCCAAGAUCUCCAUCCAGACCUGUCCGUCAUGUCGGCUGCGCCGGGCCUCCUGCACCAGGAGCUGUCCUGCCCGCUCUGCCUGCAGCUGUUCGACGCGCCCGUGACGGCCGAGUGCGGCCACAGCUUCUGCCGCGCCUGCCUGAGCCGCGUGGCUGGGGAGCCGGCGGCGGACGGCACGGUGCCGUGCCCGAGCUGCCAGGCACUCACGCGGCCGCAGGCGCUCAGCACCAACCUGCAGCUCGCGCGUCUGGUGGAGGGGCUGGCGCAGGUGCCGCAGGGCCACUGCGAGGAGCACCUCGACCCGCUCAGCAUCUACUGCGAGCAGGACCGAGCGCUCGUGUGCGGCGUCUGCGCCUCGCUCGGUUCGCACCGCGGCCACCGCCUGCUGCCCGCCGCCGAAGCCCAUGCGCGCCUCAAGACACAACUGCCGCAGCAGAAGCUGCAGCUGCAGGAGGCGUGCAUGCGCAAGGAGAAGAGUGUGGCUGUGCUGGAACAUCAGCUGAUGGAGGUGGAGGAGACGGUGCGUCAGUUCCGGGGGGCUGUCGGGGAGCAGCUGGGCAAGAUGCGGGUGUUCCUGGCGGCACUGGAGGGCUCCUUGGACCGUGAGGCGGAGCGAGUGCGGGGUGAGGCCGGGGUUGCCUUGCGGCGGGAGCUGGGAAGCCUGAACUCUUACCUGGAGCAGCUACGGCAGAUGGAGAAGGUCCUGGAGGACGUGGCCGACAAGCCCCAGACUGAGUUCCUAAUGAAAUACUGCCUGGUGACCAGCAGGCUACAGAAGAUCCUGGCAGAAUCACCGCCGCCUGCCCGUCUGGAUAUCCAGCUGCCUGUCAUCUCAGAUGACUUCAAAUUCCAGGUGUGGAGGAAGAUGUUCCGGGCUCUGAUGCCAGUUAUGAAGGACCUGACCUUUGACUCGAGCACGGCCCAUCCGAGCCUGGUGCUGUCUCCCUCCGGCCGCCGCGUGGAGUGCUCGGACCAGAAGGCGCCGCCGGCCGGAGAGGACCCGUGCCAGUUCGACAAGGCUGUGGCGGUGGUGGCGCACCAGCUUCUGUCCGACGGCGAGCAUUACUGGGAGGUGGAGGUGGGCGAUAAGCCGCGCUGGGCCCUCGGCGUGAUCGCCGCCCAGGCCAGCCGCCGCGGCCGCCUGCACGCGGUGCCCUCGCAAGGCCUCUGGCUGAUCGGGCUGCGAGACGGCAAGAUCCUGGAGGCGCACGUCGAAGCCAAGGAGCCGCGCGCACUGCGCACCCCGGAAAGGCGGCCGUGGCGCAUUGGGAUCUACCUAAGCUUCGGGGACGGAGUCCUCUCCUUUUAUGAUGCCAGCGACGCCGACGCCCUCGAGCUGCUCUUUGCCUUCCACGAGCGCCUGCCCGGGCCCGUGUACCCCUUCUUCGACGUGUGCUGGCACGACAAGGGCAAAAACGCUCAGCCGUUGCUGCUCGUGGGAGCUGAUGGCGAGGAGGCCUGAGCCGACCACUGGGUUGGGGAGGGGUGCAGGGUACUGCAGGCCUGGAAGGAGACGGGGCGCGCAGGGGUUGUCAGGACUGAAGGCAGGGCCA